CGCCUCCCCGCUCCCCCGGCUCCAGCCUCCGCCGGCGGAGCUCCACUAUGCCAGACAGUUUCGACACUUUGCAAAGACAAAGACCAGGGCGAGGAGGAAGAGGAGGACGGAGAGGAAGAGGAGGCGGAGAGAGAGGAGGCAGGGGCAAUGUGAGCCGGGAACGGGGCGAGUGUUCGGGACACCCCCGUUUUUAUUCUCCUCCGGAUCGCCUCGUCCCGUACCCCCCAACCCCAGAGCCCCGGAAACUUCCGCGUGUCUCCGGCCGCGCUGGCACUGUUUUCAAAUUCAACCUUUCUGAUGUGGAAAUGCCAGUAGAAGUGAUUAGCAUCUCCAGGGGCUGUGGUGAGCAGACAGUCUGAGCUUUGUGUCCAGGACAGUCGUCUGAAGAGCAGAGAUGGACACUCCCUCAGUCCAGCGAGAUGAAGAAACAGAGGCUCAGAGAGGUUAAGGGACUCCCCCGAGAUCACACAGCCGAUGACAGACAACCCGCAGUGCCUUCAUCAAGCCAGCUGCUUCCCCACCACAUCUCUGGUGACAGCGUGGGCAAGACCCAGUUCUAAUUAAGGAUUGUCACGCACCAUCCUGUCCAGAGGGCAUUGGCAGAAACAGCUUCCCUCUGUCCCGCACCGUGGCCCUUCCUGCGACGUCUUCACCUCCGAGGGACCCUGGGCUGUCACAAGGAUUAAUUACACCGCCACCCCCUUGGAUGGGAAAGGAAAUCACGGUUAUUAAGUUUUGAUUAAAGCUUCAUCAAGAGACGUUAUCGGCUGUUUGAAGAUUGCUGAUGAAACAGGCCACUUUAUUUCCUGAAAAGACAAAUUGCAUGCCAGCAGAGCCAACCCACCACGAGUGGUCCACUUAGCCUUUGAGCAUCGCGGGUGAUGUCCGACACAGCCUGCUGGCCAUCAACCUGCAGAAGUGGCCGUCUGGAGGCUCUGAAGCUCCCUGGCCGCCCCUGUCUUGUCCUGCCCUGCCACUGAGCCUCUAUCUCUGGGUUCUUUCUUGGGAGUUCUUCCCCAAUUAGGCGUGGUUUCCUCCAGCCCAUCCCUGGGCUCCCUCCGACCUCAGGGAAGCAGAAACGGCGACCAUGAGGAAAAGAACUCUCAAAGUGCUCACAUUCCUCGUCCUCUUCAUCUUCCUCACCUCCUUCUUCCUGAACUACUCUCACACCAUGCUGGCCACCACCUGGUUCCCCAAGCAGAUGGUCCACGAGCUCUCGGAGAACUUCAAGAAGCUCAUGAAGUAUUCCAACAGGCCCUGUACCUGUACUCGCUGCGUUGGGCAGCGCAGAGUCUCCUCUUGGUUUGACGAGCGAUUCAACCGGUCCAUGCAGCCGCUGCUGACCGCCAAGAAUGCGCUCCUGGAGGAAGAUACCUACAACUGGUGGCUGAGGCUCCAGCGGGAGAAGCAGCCGAAUAACCUGAACGACACCAUCAAGGAGCUGUUCCAGGUGGUGCCCGGGGACGUGGACCCCCUGCUGGAGAAGGGCUCGGUGGGCUGCCGGCGCUGCGCCGUCGUGGGCAACUCGGGCAACCUGAGGGAGUCCUGGUACGGGCCUCAGAUAGACAGUCACGACUUUGUGCUCAGGAUGAACAAGGCCCCCACUGCAGGGUUUGAGGCGGACGUCGGGAGGAAGACCACCCACCACCUCGUGUACCCCGAGAGCUUCAGGGAGCUGGCGGAGAACGUCAGCAUGGUGCUGGUCCCCUUCAAGACCGUCGACCUGGAAUGGGUGAUCAGCGCCACCACCACGGGCACCAUCUCCCAUACCUACGUUCCUGUCCCCGCCAAGAUCAAAGUGAAAAAGAAUAAGAUCCUGAUUUACCACCCAGCCUUCAUCAAGUACGUCUUCGACAGCUGGCUGCAGGGCCAUGGGCGGUACCCAUCCACCGGCAUCCUCUCGGUUAUCUUCUCACUGCACGUCUGUGAUGAGGUGGACUUGUACGGCUUCGGGGCGGACAGCAAAGGCAACUGGCACCACUACUGGGAGAACAACCCGUCGGCGGGGGCUUUUCGGAAGACCGGGGUACAUGAUGGGGACUUCGAGUCCAACGUGACGGCCACCUUGGCAUCCAUCAACAAAAUCCGGAUCUUCAAGGGGAGAUGACGCUGCGAAGGGUUGAGGACAGGUGCACCACGUGUGACUCUGCAUCCAGCCCCGGCUUCCCACCGGAGCCGUUCUUCUCCAGGAACUUCGAGGGCCAGCCUCAGGGGUGUGCCCAGGUGCCCCUCGCAGCCUCUUGCACCCCAACAUUUGGCAGCAUCUACUCAGCAAGGUCGCCGACCCCAGCCACGGCUGCAGAGCAAGUCUCAGAACCAGUCUCGGGAGGGGAGAACGCCCUCCUCGCUGCUGUUCCGGGCUGGGGGAGGCGGGGAGACUCUGGAGAGAUCCCAUCUGAGGAUUCCCAUGUUCUAGAGGAGAGAAUGGUCUCCCGGGGGGAAGCACAGAGGCUACGCCCCCGAGGGGUCCGGGGCCAACACUCUGAUUCUCGCUGGGAAGUUUCUGGGUGAUGACCUCCAGGACAGCCACCCCACCUCCCCUUUCUGCCCAAAGAUCACUGAACCAUGGCCAGGAGGGGUCCCCGCCCUGAAAGUCUUCAGCGACUCUAAAUGCCCGGGAGAUGUCUUUUUCCCAAGCUGACGUCUCCUCUAGUAAUUGACCUUUGUGGUUAUCAUGAGGGCUGAGCGCGGGUCUAAGUGCUUCCACGUGCCUUGGUACUGGGGGGAGAAACGCAUGCCUUGACUGAAAUGUGGCAAAAGCCCCAACUUGCGGAAGGGGACCCCAGCAGUGCGCUCCCCUUGGUCUGUAGCUGGGGACAGUGUUCUAGUUUCCGGAGCCAGUGUCUGAGCUGCAAGAAAGCUCAGUUGGAACUAGGCUCCAUCCAGAGGCCCCUCAGCCAUGGACCAUAUAUUCUUAAUUUCAUAGACUAUUGGAUUUGGUGCCUGAAACCUUCCAGAGCUUCACGGCGGAGCGGGGGGUGGGGGGGCACCAGCCAGCAGUUGCCACCAGGGUCAGAUCCCCCCUGGCCACCUGUGUGAGGACAUCCUAGGAACGUGACCAUCAGAGGGGAGAAGUCAUACCUCAUCCUUCACGUCCCAGCUGCUCUUUCUUCCUCGUCAGCCUUCCUGAUUAUUUAUUGUUUUGUCUUUUAAAUUCAACUGACAUCAUCUGCACUUUGUGACUCGGGUGUGCUCGCUUUGGCAGGCAGCUGGGGUGUAGGCACUCAAAGCCAGAUUUGUAGAAAUCUUCAGACGUGGGGUACUGGGCUGUUGAGGGUUUGAGGGCUUGCUGGUGGGCAGACCCUGGGGUGUCGGGUUGGUAGGCUUACCGGAUGCUAUGUAUCUCCUUCUCUUCCAGCCCCACUUUCUUCUUCCUCACUGUGGGCUUAGAUUCAGUCUCGGGCUAAGAAUCUCCAAACCAAAUGGUACUGUCUUGGGGCUGGGUGGAAAUAGACUCAAAGUCCCAGGCAGCGCUUGUGGUAAAGAACCUGCCUGCAAAUGAAGGUGACCUAAGAGAUGCGGGUUUGAUCCCUGGGUUGGGAAGAUUCCCCUGGAGGAGGAAAUGGCAACCCACUCCAGUCUUCUUGCCUAGAGAAUCCCAUGGACAGAGGAGCCUGGAGGGCUACAGUCCAUAGGGUUGCAAAGAGUCGGCCACGACUGAAGCGACUUAGCACGCACGCACUGACAUUUAAUAAAAAAAAAAUCUCUUGCUGUCCAGGGCAUUCCCUGAAGGGCCACAGGUGCCUUGAGAAGGUGUGACCGUGACCUGGAGGAGGAUGAAGGAUGCUACUCUCAGAGGCCAGGGGUCCCACCCCACUGCACCCUGCAGCCCUCUGGCAAGCCCUGCCCUCCGCCUCUGAGUCUCCCUCUGCCAACGGGGAGGGUCCACAGCGGCUAUCGGUCAUUCGCAAGUGUCCCUAGAAGUCACACACCCUGCUGGUUCUUCCCCUUAGUGUUUGCCUGGGGAGAGGGUCCAGUUUUUCUUUGGUCCUCAAAGAUUCAGAAUCCAGAAAGUCUUUUAAAAAACAAGCAAAAAAAAGCAAGCAAACAAAAAAACUGUUCCAGCAUUAAAAUCCUCCAAAACCGAAGACCCUCUUGACUGACAAACGCUUGUCAAUUGCUGUGAGGUCACGAUUCCCAGCAUAAAUCCUCAGAGGCUAGAGGUCACGGCAGUCCUUGAGGAGGGGAGCUCUGCCAGCGGGUGUGGGUUGGCUGACUCGUGGCUGCCUGGUCUCCGUCCCGUGUCUCCGGCCACCAGGCUGUUCACUGUGACAUGCCUUGCAGCCCUCGGGUCCCCUUCUGCAGGAGAGCAAAGCAAGGCCAGAGAAGGGAAGUGACCGCACAAGUGAACCAGCUGUGAAAUAGAUUUCGAGCUGAAAAAGGAUGUUAUUGGCUCCCCAUUAGACCACCUAGAGGUGGGCUUCCCCAGCCCCUCCGUAGUCAGUGUGAGUUUCUGACUACAGGCCUCUCACCACCUGGCUUUGUUCUCAGGCUGCCAUGGGGCCCGAGGCAAGCUGUGACCUCUGCCUUCUCACGCCCUCCUUCCAGUGGAGGAGAUAGCAUCAUCACGUUUUUCCCACAGCUGGGGCAGAUAUGGCUUUGUGGCUGUCUCCUGGACUUACCAACGGCCACCUAAGCAAAUCCAGCCAGCCACUGUGGCCAGGAUUAACACACCAUUGCCUUAAACCAGGGAGGCCCAUACCCGGGCUUAGCGGUGGCCGAGACCUGGACAAUAGUGUUUCCACGGGGGUUUGGCCAUCAGCCGGAGGAUGAGAAGCACCCACAAGGGGAGGCUCUCCCUGUGGCCCAGCGUACCAGCCCAGGCUCUGCCCAUCUCACAGACAGAACUCCUUGGAGACUAGCCCCAGGAAGGGUUAGAGGCAUUCCUGCUGCUGCGGUCAGUGCUGAGCCUGAAGCUAAACAGGCCAAGCUAAUGAGGGAGAAAGACGUCAGCAACACCCCAGCCUUCUGGCUCCCCAGGGAAACCAGCGCUCUCUGGUGCUGGAGCAAAACCUAUGCCUGCAGCCAUAUCCCCUGGAGCCUCUGGCCUCACCCACGGGAAGGGGAAGAAAGGAGGGCGGGAGGGUAGUGAUCUGGGGUAGAGAAGAAAGUUCUUGAGCGGAUGCGUUUGGAAACCCCAGCUCCAUCAGGUAUUGUCUAGAAAACCACCUGGGCUGGGCUAAGUGGGAGAAGCCAGAUCUAAGGAAAUAGGACAUAAAAGCAAGAAGCCAGGCAGCAAGGGGUGGGCAGGUGAUUCCUAGGGUGGGUAGGGUUGGGGAGCAGGUUCAGAGGAGACCCCCCAGGCUCGGCUGUGGCCAGAAGGGCCAGCGAGAGGCCAAACCUACCUCGAUGCAAACUGGGCCUCUGGGUCCAAGGUGGAAUAGAAUCACAGAGAAUGCUGAGAACUGUGAUGUUUGCUUUAACCUUUCUUCAAGGCAGCCUGAACCCAAAGAAAAAGUGGAAAACUGAAAACAGCUCGCCCUCCCUCACGUGGUUGUAGUCGGAAGUGCUUUCUGCAGGGAAGCCAGAGAUGACUGGACUCCGGCCACGUGCCAUCAGGACCGGCAACUGUUCUGGCCCCUCCAAAGAGGCGGGGGCUGUCACUGCAUGAAUCAGGGACAUCUGGUCUGUGGCAGGGCUGGCCACAGGCCAUUGGCUGGUCAUCCUCUUGUGGGGUCUGGGCUAAUGUGUUUGGAGGCACCCCCCCCCGGGGGGCUGUGGGGGGUACGGGACACCUCUGCACAGAAGAGGGUGAGGAGCAGCUGCCAGGCAAGGUGGCACCUCACAGUCUGUCCUUACCCAAAGCAAUGCAUUUCCUCCAAGCCUGCCUCCAGCCUCCCGUUUCCAUCAUCCCGUUUCCCAGCCCAUCAGAGAUCUGUACUUAUAUUGAACUUGACCUUUUUGCUCAGCUUCUGAUCUGCCAUUGUCGCCCACCCGCCCAAGAUCCUGGUCCAGACACCAGCUUUAAUCUGGGUCUGUGUCAGGAGCCCCCACUGGGCCCCGGUAGCAUGGACGUGGUACACCAUCGCACUAGCCCUUAACCCAGUUUGUGUCAAAGCCAAAGUUCCCUGAGCACUAUUCCGCUCUUUGCAGUCCUGUUGGUGGGUUGGUUGGUGAUGUUUUAAAGUCAGCUUUCUUCGUCCACCCCUCCUUGCCUGGCUCCCGUGUUUUGCAGCUGAGUGUUCAUCUGGAUGCUUUUUUUGAAUGAAGUUGGCAAGAGUCUGCCUUCCACAGCCUCUGCUCUAUUUUUUAUUUUUAAUUUAUUGUUGAAUAUUUCCAAUGAUCCAAAUCAAAAUGAAUAAAAGAGAGCUAUUUUAUCGUU
This is a messenger RNA of Cervus elaphus (red deer), 6322 nucleotides long. RefSeq names its product ST3 beta-galactoside alpha-2,3-sialyltransferase 1 (gene ST3GAL1). The coding region runs from base 1088 to 2107 and encodes 339 amino acids. The transcript is spliced from 9 exons. The record is from RefSeq and is a predicted model, not a curated record. Gene Ontology annotation, molecular function: beta-galactoside (CMP) alpha-2,3-sialyltransferase activity. NCBI's taxonomy places the organism in Eukaryota, Metazoa, Chordata, Mammalia, Artiodactyla, Cervidae.